GACACAAACUGCUCUCAUCUGUCUCACUGUCAACUCGUCCGUCUGUCUCUCUCUCAGCUGCCUGUCUCAAGAUCACAUUCCUGCAACUCAGGUUUGGAGAACGACACUCAAACUUACGGCCGGAGGAAAACCAGAAAGAAAGAAAGAAAGAAAGAAAGAAGAAGAAAAGAACACCUUUAAACCACUGGGAGACGUCUGGAUACGGUUUUUAAAACCAUCACCUCACACACACAUCACCUCCUGCUGCCACUCGGCAUCUGCCAUCCUAAAUCAGGUGAAUUCAAAUAAAUAAAAAAGGUCUGUGCUGAGCUGUCAUGGCAGACUGGAGCCUGCUGGGAAACUUCCUGGAGGAAGUGCAGGAGCACUCUACAUCUGUUGGCAAGGUGUGGCUGACCAUCCUGUUUAUCUUUCGUAUCCUGGUGCUCGGGACGGCGGCUGAGUCGUCGUGGGGCGACGAGCAGGAAGAUUUUAACUGCGACACCGAGCAGCCGGGCUGCGAGAACGUCUGCUACGACCGAGCCUUCCCGAUAGCUCACAUACGAUACUGGGUGCUCCAGAUCGUGUUCGUGUCCACUCCCAGUCUGAUCUACAUGGGCCACGCCAUGCACACCGUCCGCAGAGAGGAGAAGAGGAGGAGCAGAGAGGAGGAGGAGGAGGACGGAGAAGGGGGAGAGAGGGAGGAGGACCCAGGAGGGGGUGAAGGAGAGAGAGGAAGAGAGAAACACGGGAGGAAAGGAGAGAAGGGCAGAGGAAAGGAGGAAAAACCAGAAGGCCAAUUGGCAGGUCGAGUCCGUCUGAGGGGAGCGCUGCUGCAGACGUACAUCAUGAGUAUACUGCUACGAAGCAUCAUGGAGGUGGUGUUUCUGAUUCUCCAGUACUUCAUGUAUGGAGUCUUCCUCAAUCCUCUGUAUGUCUGCAAGGCCUGGCCGUGUCCACAUCCGGUGAACUGCUACGUCUCCAGGCCGACAGAGAAAAACGUCUUCAUCGUGUUCAUGAUGACGGUGUCCGCCGUCUCUCUGGCCCUCAGCGUGCUCGAGCUGCAUCACCUGGCGUGGAGACACUGCUGCAGGUACCUCUGCUUUAAAGAAAAGGUGAAGGCGCCGCUGGCUCGCCGGCUCUCUCUGGCUCCUCCCCCACCGCCAACCCCACCGCCGGACUUCAGCCAGUGUGUGAUCGGCUCCACGCACUUCCUGCCGCUCCCGUUCCCCAACCACCGCCUCGCUAACCAGCAAAACUCUGAGAACAUGGCCACCGAGAAGCACAAAAUGGCCGCGGCGGCCGAGGAGGUAAACCUCCUCCAGAUGCGCUGCUGCUCGCCGCCGUGGCGGGAGACGGCUGUCGAUCCGAUACAAGAUGGAGGAUACCUGAGGAGCGAGGCCAACUCCUACGCGCCCGGGAGCAGCGAGAUGAACGGCGGCCCGGACGGCGGCGGGCUGGGUCACAAGGACAAACGGAGAUUCAGCAGAACGAGCGGAACGAGCAGCCGGACGAGACCGGACGACCUCUCCGUUUAGAGAGAAGGCAGAAAGCGUAACUACUCACACACCUGCUGAACAAACGGAGAGUGAUGCGUGAACGCGUGCACGUAACGCACAUUUAACUCAGCAGGACUUCACAUUUAGCAGCAACGCUAACUCUCUGAAUGGAAGAUCAUUUUUGGAGUCUACUUCAUGACGCUUUUUUCAACGUAUUUUCAUACAAACGUUUGUAUAAAAAAAAGUCACAUUUUUCAAGCCUAAAGUCCAGCAACACGUAUCAAUUGUCUGUCCUUGACAUGCAUACGGUCUUUUCAAAAUAAACUUUCGACAAAACUACUCGGUUAGGUUUAUGUAAAAUUAAUUGUUUGGGUUAAAAAAAAAGUUACGUGAUGAUUAAAUCAGAGUUUCCUUGUGUUGGAUCAAAGACCAGAAGGCAAUAUUUUUUACCAUUUCUGCCUGUUCUGUUUGUUACAUCUUGAUUUUAAAUGUACAGAUUUACAUCUUGCAUUUACAUUUGCAUCGUUAUCUUUUGA
Cyclopterus lumpus (lumpfish) is the source of this 2011-nucleotide messenger RNA. RefSeq names its product gap junction alpha-5 protein-like. The coding region runs from base 315 to 1514 and encodes 399 amino acids. NCBI's taxonomy places the organism in Eukaryota, Metazoa, Chordata, Actinopteri, Perciformes, Cyclopteridae. Gene Ontology annotation, cellular component: connexin complex. Gene Ontology annotation, biological process: cell communication. The record is from RefSeq and is a predicted model, not a curated record. The transcript has 8 exons.